UCUAGAGGCUUCCUGGUUCUACCCCGGGUAAAGACAGAUCGAUUAGGAAAUGUUAGUGUGGCACAUCAAUAACCCAAACUGGUGGCUCUCAAAAUUGUCUGCACGUUGGAACCACCUGGGGAUCAUGUCCUGGCGUCUGUGUUUCACCCUCAGAGAUUGGGAUUUAACUGGUCUGGUGUGCCCCGGGCUUUGGAAUGUUUUCAAAGAUCCUCAGGUGAAUCUGAUGAGCGUGCACGUUUUGGAACCACAGGGUCAAAGCAAUACUAAUUGCUGAACAAUCGAUACACCUGAUGUCAUUUAAUCCCCAGAAGAACUCAACUAUUGCCAAUUCCCUUUUUACAAAUGGAGAACCAGGUUAAAAUGGUUAAUUUAUGUAAGAUUGCAAAACUAACAGCAGAGCGGCCCCAAGGUCCUCAUACAGAAGUAGGCUGAAGGUGAAUAAUUUCAGGCCUAAAGCAUAUCUUACCUUACUUAGUACUGUUGUUGCUGGUGAGGUUUACCAUUAAAAUAUAGUGAAGAAUUUGGAGAAGGAGAGCACUAUUGCAUUAGGUCCCUGAAAUGUAAACUUCAUGAAAGUAGUAACUCUUUUUUUUUUUUUUUUUGGCUUGGGUUUUGUGUUCCCAGCUCAUGGAAUGUAACAGAAACUUAAUAUUUGAGUGAAUUGCUGAUUAAAUAGAUUAAUAAACAUUAAAGUGUAUAAUCAUCAGUAAUUCAUAGUCUUAAUGCAGUGGUUUAUGAUUCAUAAAAAAUAACCUUUUAAACACUGGAAAUAUCCAGUUAUAGGAUUUAUUACAAUUUUUAUUUUUACCCAUUUUCUCAGUUGAGAGCAUACAAAAUGAUGUUUUCUGCUUUUUGUUUAGUCUUAUUGAAGGCAUUCUUUCACUUUUGUUACUUUUAUUAUAAUUAGCAUUUAGGUCCUGUGUUAACUCUUAGCUGAAAAGUGGGUGCCAUAAUAUACUUCCUUGUCAUUUUUAUUGCUGUUCUUUCUAAUUUGAUCUUGAGGUCUCUCUCUUUGAGAGUGACUUAAGCCAGAAUAGCCAUUCUUCAGGAAAGCCCAGACCCAAAGAGGAAACCUAGGUUCUGGUGUGCAGAUGAGAUGCUAAAGGAGGUAACACACAAAACUUGUGAAAUAACAGGCAUAUUUUAUUACUUACAGAUUCGCCAGAGAAUAAGCCUGAUGGGAAGUCUGGAGAUAACGGGACACCCAACCAGCAGGCGGGAGCGGCCGGAUUAAUUACGCUGCCGCUGGCUGCCCAUGUGUGCUGAUGUCCUGGGACCAGAUCCCGGUGCCCCGUGCCUUCCGAUGCUGGAGCCUACGGAGAGCGUCCGAAACGGCCCUACAGAGCAGUAGCCGGGCAGUUGAAGAUCAGCUAAAGAUAUGUGGCCACAAGAGGGAUGAUGAUGUCUUUGAGCUGUUCCUUUCUAAAAAGGAACUGAUAGAAGUCAUUGAUCUUUCUAGGUUUAAAAAAUUAAAAUACUUAUGGCUUCAUCAUAACAAGCUCCAUGGAAUAACAUUUCUAACUAGAAACUAUUGUCUGACAGAACUAUAUCUAAACAACAAUGCAAUAUUUGAGAUAGAAGGCCUGCAUUAUUUGCCUUCAUUGCAUAUACUCCUGCUACACCACAAUGAGUUAACCAACCUUGAUGCGACAGUGAAAGAAUUAAAGGGAAUGCUAAAUCUGAAGAUCCUAAGUCUAUACCAAAACCCUUUGUGCCAGUAUAACCUGUAUCGUUUAUAUAUCAUCUACCACCUUCCAGGAGUGGAGCUGCUUGAUCGAAAACAAGUUACAGAAAAAGAAAGAAGAUCAAUGAUUACCAUUUUUAACCAUAAAAAGGCUCAUAUUGUUCAAUCAAUAGCAUUCGGAGGAAAAGUAGAUGCAUCAUGGGAUCCUAAAUCACCAUUUAAGCAAAAACCAGCCCAAAGAGUACCUUCAGAUUUUGCAUUUGCAAAUAAUGUAGACAAAACUGUGUUUGAUGACCCAGAAGAUGCUGUUUUUGUCAGGUCCAUGAAGAGAUCAGUGAUGACUUUUUCCUCUAUGAACUGGGACACAGUUCCAACACGAGAGGAAAGAUACCUUGAAGAGGAAGGCACAGAACCUGCUCAGAUGCUCACAGUUACACUGAGAUAAGCCCUGGUAUUUCUAGAAAUCUUAGUGGUUUUCAGUUGUAUAUUAAAGUUCCCUGUGACUUAGCAUAUUACAUACUUAACUAUGAUAUUAUUUGAGACAUUUAAAUGUAAACAGAAACACCAGUGAUGAAAAGUAAUUCCUACAUUUUAGGCUUUUAAACGUAAAGUUGUUGAAGUAAAAAUGUAUACAGAAAUGUA
Sapajus apella (tufted capuchin) is the source of this 2326-nucleotide messenger RNA. RefSeq names its product leucine rich repeat containing 72 (gene LRRC72). The coding region runs from base 1266 to 2129 and encodes 287 amino acids. Lineage: Eukaryota; Metazoa; Chordata; Mammalia; Primates; Cebidae. Gene Ontology annotation, molecular function: protein binding. The transcript has 10 exons. The record is from RefSeq and is a predicted model, not a curated record.